AUGAUGUCCUCUACCAACGAGGAGGAUCCUUUCCUCCACGUCCAGCAGGACGUCCUCACCCAGCUCCAGUCAACCCGCCCGCUGUUCGCAUCCUACCUCCGCAUCCGGUCCCUCACCACGACUCCCUCCUCCCCCGAACUCGCCUCCGCCCGAACCGACCUCGAGGCCGCCCUCUCCACGCUCGCCGAAGACCUCUCGGAUCUGGUCGCCUCUGUCCAGGCCAUCGAGUCCAACCCCUCCCAGUAUGGCAUCUCGUCCGCAGAAGUCUCCCGGCGCAAGCGACUCGUCUCAGAAGUAGGCGGCGAAAUCGAGGACAUGCGCGAGGAGCUGCACAAGAAGAUCGACCACCAGCCCGCCGCCAGAGAAAACCUCCCCGACCCGGAUUCUUUUGCCGUCGGUGACGGAGACGGCGACGGCGACACGUACGCCGAGUUUGAGCAGCAGCAGCAGCUGGAGAUGAUGCGCGAGCAGGACCAGCACCUGGACGAGGUGUUCCAGACAGUAGGAAACUUGAGACGCCAGGCAGACGAUAUGGGGAGGGAGCUGGAGGAGCAGAGGGAGUUGCUGGAAGUUGUUGACGACACGGUCGACAGGGCGUCGCUCCAGGAACCAUCUAAGUCUUAA
Molecule: messenger RNA, 624 nt
Organism: Metarhizium acridum CQMa 102
Lineage: Eukaryota; Fungi; Ascomycota; Sordariomycetes; Hypocreales; Clavicipitaceae
Biological process (GO): intracellular protein transport; vesicle fusion; Golgi vesicle transport
Cellular component (GO): endomembrane system; membrane; SNARE complex
Molecular function (GO): SNARE binding; SNAP receptor activity
Source: RefSeq, a predicted model, not a curated record